ACCGCCUUAAUAUGUUUAUUUAUUACAGUAUUUAUUCAUUCAUCACAUUCUAGAUAUCAUGGGACACGGCAUAAAAGACAACAUGGAGCUAAUUUAUAUUUAUCACAAAGCUAUGUAAUACCAGAUGGUGAAGGUGAUCCCAGCGAAUGGACAGAUUGGAGCUCACCAUCAGAAUGUUCAAGAUCAUGUGGUGGAGGUGUUUCAUAUCAAACUAGAGAAUGCUUGCAAGUUGGGUAUAGUGGUGAACCGGAAUGUAAGGGCGGUGAUAAAAAGUUCUUUUCAUGUAAUACCCAAGAUUGUCCAGAAGAUGAGCCCGAUUUUCGAUCACAACAAUGUUCGAGGUUUGAUUCAGUGCCAUUUGAGGGAUCGCGAUAUGAAUGGAUACCAUAUACAAAAGCUCCAAACCCAUGUGAAUUAAAUUGCAUGCCUCGUGGAGAACGUUUCUAUUACAGACACAAGGCGAAAGUUAUAGAUGGAACACGUUGCAAUGAUGAAUCCUUAGACGUUUGCGUUGACGGCAAAUGUCAACCAGUAGGUUGCGAUAUGAUGUUAGGAUCUGAAGCUCGUGAAGAUAAAUGCCGUAAAUGCGCGGGUGACGGAACAUCAUGUCAAACUAUAAAUGGAACUGUUGACACAAAUAACUUACAAGUUGGCUAUAAUGAUAUUUUUGUGAUACCUGCUGGAGCUACAAAUAUUGAUGUUAGAGAAAUCGAGCCGUCAAAUAAUUACUUAGCAUGUAGAAAUAAAUCUGGUCAUUAUUACUUAAAUGGAAAUUGGCGUAUAGAUUUCCCAAGACCUAUGCUAUUUGCUGGUUCAUGGUGGCAUUAUGAUAGAAAGCCACAAGGAUUUGCCGCACCAGAUCAUUUGACGUCAAUGGGUCCAACUACAGAAGCAAUCGUAGUUGUUCUAUUGUAUCAAGAUCGUAAUGUCGGUAUCAAAUAUGAAUACAGUGUUCCCGAAAACUCUGUAAAAACUAAUCUAGAUACAUAUCAAUGGACACAUACUGGUUUUGGGCCAUGUUCUGCUUCGUGUGGCGGUGGUUAUCAAAGCCGCGAAAUUUAUUGCAACAGUCGUACAACAUUAGAUAGAGUUGACGAUAGUUUGUGCGACCAGUCAGCGCGCCCUGCUGAUACACAGCAGUGUGGUACAGAUGCUUGUCUUCCAAGAUGGGUAGAAAGUGAAUGGGGAAAAUGCUCUAAACCAUGUGGUCAAGAUGGUAUGCAAAAUAGAAGUGUUCAUUGUGAGAGAAUUUCAGCAGACGGAGUCGCUGAAAAAGUUGAAGAUUCUAUUUGUUUGGAAACAUCUGGAAAUAAGCCCGCUGAUAAACAAGAGUGCAAUCGAGAUACGAAAAAUUGCCCUAAGUUCCAUCUUGGACCUUGGAAACCCUGCGAUAAACUGUGUGGUGAAGGAAAGCAAACCAGAAAAGUCACUUGUUACAAAGAAGAAAAUGGAAAGAAAAAAGUAUUACCAGAAUCAGAAUGUAACGAAGAAAAACCGGAAGAAGAGCAAAUUUGUAUUAUACAACCAUGUGAAGGCGUUGAUUGGAUAACCUCCCCAUGGAGCGGAUGCACCGAAUGUGGGCAAACUGAGGAAACUAGAACUAUAAAAUGUACCAAUAAAAAAGGAAAGGAAUAUGAUGAAAAAUUUUGCCCAUCGGAAAAACCUGAAACGCAACGAGAAUGUGAAAAAGUUAAGAAAUGUGCUUAUCAAUGGUAUACGUCCGAAUGGAGUAAAUGCUCUACCUUAUGCGGAAAUGGAACUCAGUCAAGAGUUGUUAUAUGUGGCGAAUUCGACGGAAAAAGCGUUACACCUGCUCCAGAUGAUUCGAAAUGCAGUGAAGAUUUGAAACCAGAAAACAAACAGGAUUGCGAGAUUCCAGAAGAAAAAUGUGCUGCUCAAUGGUUCACUGGUCCAUGGCAAAGUUGUACAAAGCCUUGCGGUGGUGGCCGAAGGGAACGAGAAGUAAUAUGCUUGGAAAAUGGUGAAAUUUCUUUAAAUUGCGCUGAAGAGUUAAUAGAAUUCUCAGAAGAAGAUUGCAAUACUCAAGCUUGUGAAGAGGAUGAAGUUAUACCGGUUGACUCUACAUCAACUACGAUUAGUGAUGAAGAGGAAGAGGAGUGCGACUACGAUGAAUACACUGACGAACUUGAUCUAGACGCAGAAUUAGAUAAAAAACCUGAACUUAAGGUUUCUGAAGGAAUUGAUCUGGAUAAAGACACCACAACAGAAACUUCUUUAAUGACUGAUGACUUGAUGAUGAGUGAUGCUACUGGUUUUGAAACAGAGUCAACAGGUGAAUCAGAAGAAACCGAGUCUACGGAACAACCUGAAACAACAGAGGAUCUAAGUACUAUAGAAGGAUCAGGCGAAACAACAGUAGACAUAAGCACCACUGAAGGUAGCGGUGACGAGGAUCAAACAACUGAAGAAACAUCUGAUUUGACUGCACAAACAACCGAGGUUUCUGGCUCUACUGACAUACCUGCUUCAACUGACGCGACAUCUAUUUCAGAAUCAGAUGCAACUGAGAGUUCGGAUUCAACUGAUAGUUCGGAUUCGACAGAUAGCUCAGCUCAAACUGACACCCCUGCUUCAACUGAUGCUUCAGGUUCAACUGACAGUCCGGCUUCAACUGACAGUUCAGCUGCAACUGAUGCUUCUUCCGAAACAGAUGUUUCAUCAGAAGUUUCUCCAUCAGAAGUGACCGAAGUUUCCGGUGUAUCAACAGAAUCUGGUGCUACAGAUAUAUCCGAUACUACAGGAUCAUCGGGACCAACUGAUUCAGCUACAACAGAAACAGGAUCGUCUGAUUCAACUGAAUCGUCAGCUUCAACUGAACUUUUGGGAACAACGGAAGAUGACGGUCCUCUUCCAGAUGAUGACUUCACGAUUGAUCCAAAAGAAAGUCAUACUACAGCUUCCGCAAGUGAUUCCACAGUUAGCGAAAUCGAUGUUACCACCUCAAGUGACUUGAGUUCUUCCGAAACAACCAGUGAAUUAACCACAGAAAUAACAACUGAUAGUAGCGCUUCAACUGUGUCACCACUUUCCAGUGAUACAACCUCGAGCGACGUAACAACUUCGUCUGAUAUAAGCGUUGGUACAACUCCGGAGGAAGAAUGUGAAGAUGACGUCCCAUGCAGUACUACACAAUCAAGCGUGUCUGUUACCAGUGAAACCACAGAACAAUCGAGUUCCACAUCAGACACCAAAGAAACCGGAAGUACGGAGGAGCCAGGAAGUCCGGUAUCAACUGAGAGCACUAUUGCAGGAUCAACUACGGAGCCUGGAUCUACUGUGGAACCAGGCAGUACUGAAGAAUCCGGAAGCACAACUGGAAGUUCCAAAGACACAGACGGAACUACAGCCUCUGGAGAGACAGAUGAAACUGAUACAACAGAUCAAACAACUGGCGAACCCCAAAGUACAAUAUCUCCUGAAAGCACAUCAUCUCCAGAAAGUACAGAGACGCCAGAAAGUACAGAGACGCCAGAAAGCACAAUUUCCCCUGAAAGUACGUCGUCGCCAGAAAGCACCUUUUCGCCUGAAUCUACCGAAGAACCUAAAUCUACUGAAAGUACAUCGUCUCCAGAAAGCACGCUAUCGCCAGGAAGUACCGAUAUGCCAGAAAGUACAGUUUCCGGUAGUUCAGAACUUCCAGAAAGCACUGCGUCUUCUAUUGAUGAAAGCACUAUUAGUGGCGAUACAACUGAAGAGCCUGGGUCAACUCAGUCAACAGUGGAGUCUUCAACAUCAACAGGUGAAACAGAUGAAACUACAGUUGAUAUAUGGUCAUCCACGAUGUCAGAAGUUACUGAUGAAGAUGAGGAAAGAACAACACCUAAUACUUUCGAAAUGGCCAUUACGAGAGAACAUAAACCCAGGAAAUGUAAGCCGAGGAAAAAGAAAGACUGCAAAACAUCUGAAUUUGGAUGCUGUCCGGAUAAUACGACGAUCGCAAAAGGUCCGUUUGAUGAAGGGUGUCCUAUCGCAGAAACUUGCGCUGAAACAAAAUUCGGAUGUUGCCCGGAUGGAGUUUCUUCCGCCAAGGGAACGAACAAUAAAGGAUGUCCCAAAUCGCAGUGCGCUGAGACACUGUUUGGUUGUUGUCCAGAUAAGUACACACCCGCUGAAGGAGAAGAUAAUGAAGGUUGCCCUGAACCAACAACUACAAUGGCACCUACAACCUUACCACCAGAGGAAACAACAAUUAAAAGUGAAGAAGAGCAACCGACAUCUUGCUCAUCCACGAAAUAUGGUUGCUGUCCUGACGGGCAAACAGAAGCUCAAGGCGAAAAUUUCAAAGGAUGUGAAGCAGAAGAGCCAGGACGAGAAGACGAUUGCAGCAAAUCCGAACAUGGUUGCUGUCCCGAUCGUAGAACACCAGCUAGUGGUCCAAGUGGACAAGGGUGUAGCCCUUGUGCCAGCGAACCUUUUGGUUGCUGUCCUGAUGGAAAUACUCCAGCUCAUGGUCCAUAUGGUGAAGGUUGCAAUUGUUUGGAUUCACUGCAUGGUUGUUGCCCAGACAAUAUUAAUCCUGCACGAGGACCAGAUAAUGAAGGCUGUGAUUGUGAAUACUCUCCAUUUGGAUGCUGUCCAGAUAAGACAACUCCCGCUCGAGGUUAUGAUAAUGAAGGAUGUGGAUGUCAAUUUACUGAAUUUGGUUGCUGUCCAGAUAAAUUAACUGCAGCCACUGGGCCUAAAUUGGAAGGCUGUCCAUGUCAUACAAUGCAAUUUGGAUGUUGCCCAGAUGGAAUUACAAUUCCACAAGGACCUCACCAUUAUGGCUGUCAUUGUUCACAGACUGAAUUCCAAUGCUGUCCCGAUGAAAAAACUCCAGCUAAAGGAUUGAAUCAAGAAGGAUGUACUUGUGCCGAAAGUAAAUUUGGAUGCUGUCCCGACGGAGUUACUGCUGCUGAAGGAUCUAAAUUUGAAGGUUGUGAAAGCAUACCAGAAGCUCCUCAAAAAGCAUGUGCUUUACCAAAAGAAACUGGUCCUUGCAAUAAUUUCACAAUACGGCACUUCUUUGACAAUGCAUAUGGAGCAUGUGCGCGAUUUUGGUAUGGUGGUUGCGAGGGUAACGGUAACAACUUUGAAAGUGCAGAGCAAUGUAAAGCGACUUGUGAGGAAUAUAAAGGUAAGGAAUCAUGUCUCCUACCGAGAAGUCCCGGUCCAUGUCCUGGAUACCAAAAAAUGUGGUACUAUGAUGCGGACAGAUCACAAUGCCAAGAAUUUACAUAUGGUGGCUGCUUUGGUAAUACAAACCGUUUUGAAACAUUGGAAGAAUGCCAAAGCACUUGCGCCGUCGAUGAUACUAUACCUCCUUGCGAACAGCCAGUGGAUAAAGGGCCUUGUGAUGGUAACUUUGAAAGGUGGUAUUACGAUAAUGAAACUGAUGUUUGUAGACCAUUCCAAUAUGGUGGAUGUCAAGGAAAUAAGAACAAUUAUGCUACGGAGCACGCUUGCGUUUAUCAUUGUAGGCAACCAGGAGUUCAUAAAGAACUUUGUAAACUUCCAAAAGAAGAAGGUGAAUGUGGCGAGCGCCAUGCACGUUGGCAUUAUUCUGAAUCUGAUAAUAAAUGCAUGCCUUUCUAUUAUACUGGUUGUGGUGGUAAUAAGAAUAACUUCCGAACAUUACAAGAAUGCGAAGAAAGAUGUCCUAAACCCGUGGCGAAAGACGUAUGCGAAAUACCAGCAGAAGUUGGUGAAUGUCAAAAUUAUGUCGCACGUUGGUAUUACGAUAUUAAAGAUCAACGUUGUCGUCAAUUUUAUUGGGGAGGUUGUGGUGGUAAUGGAAAUAAUUUUGCUGAGGAAAUAGACUGUACCAGCCGUUGUAUCACCCCUGAACCUGAACGACAACCAGAAGAUCGUAUUCCACAAGCUGCACCAGAUUCCAGAAGAGUAGAGGAACCUGAACCUGAACGUCGAGAUACACAUGCUUGUUUCCUGGAGCCUGAUUCCGGACCAUGUCAAAAUUAUACAACUAAGUUCUACUAUAACAGUCAUGAGGGUCUCUGUGAUGUUUUUGCAUAUGGUGGUUGUGAUGGAAAUAGUAACAACUUUGAAAAUGAAAGAGAUUGUGAAGAGUUAUGCGGAAACAUACAAAACUUAUGCUCCUUGCCACCUGUUUAUGGACGUUGCGCGGAAAAUAUAACGCGUUGGUAUUAUGAUGAAAGAGCUAGAAAAUGUCAUGAGUUUGAAUAUAGUGGAUGUGUAGGAAAUAGAAAUAAUUUCGAGAGUGAACAGCAGUGUAUAGAUUAUUGUGACAGACAAGUGGAACAACCCGAACGCCAGCCUGAGUCUCCAGAGGAACAGCCUGAACGAACGGAUUAUUGUAAUGAGCCAGUGGAUGCUGGAAAUUGUCAAGAUCAAAUUUUAUCAUAUUACUAUAAUUCUCAAGCACAAAGAUGUGAAGCUUUCUAUUUCACCGGGUGUGAUGGAAAUAGAAACCGAUUUGAGACACAUGAGCAAUGUGAGCGACAAUGUGGACCAUAUAGAGGAAUAGAUGUUUGUAAAGAACAUCCAGACCCAGGUCCUUGCGACCAAUAUCAAACUAGGUAUUACUAUAACUUUGUCCAACGUAGAUGUGAGCCAUUUUCAUAUGGUGGAUGUGAAGGAUCUGGAAAUAGGUUUAUGAAUAUAGAAGAAUGUGAAUCUGUUUGCAUUGAACGGCUAGAGCCAACAAAACAGAAUGAUAGAGCUGUAUGUUUCUUACCUGCAAAUGUUGGGAAUUGUACUGGUAGUGGUCAAGAAACUCGUCGUUGGUUCUAUGAUGACUCACGUGGAUCAUGUGUAAUGUUUAUUUAUUCCGGAUGUGCUGGAAAUCAAAAUAAUUUUGUUUCUUAUGAAUCUUGUGUAGAAACUUGCAUUAUACCAGAGGAAGCGCCGGCACCAGAAGAAGAUAAUGCAGUUGACACACGUUGUGACCAAGAUAUAGAACAUUGCCGAACACUGCGAUGCCCCUAUGGGGUCAGAAGAUUUUAUGACCAAUCCUCGCUUUGUGAACGUUGCGAUUGUGAAAACCCUUGCGAUAAUUAUGAAUGUGAAGAAGGCUCAAGAUGUGCAAUUGAUGUCGCAGGACAAGACUUUGUCCCAGUUUGUAGACAAGAAAAUAAACCAGGUGAAUGUCCGGCUCUUUCAGGAGACAAUACAAGAUGUGACCGAGAAUGCUAUACUGAUGCUGAAUGUCGCGGCGAAUAUAAAUGUUGUCAAGAUGGAUGUGGAACAAGAUGUGUACUUCCUGCUGUACCUGAGGAACCGUAUCAUGAGCCACCUACGCAUCCACCACCAGUGAUCUAUCCGGGAGAUAGGCCAGCUCAUCUCGUACCUAAACCGCAGCAUGAGCUUGACGUUUCUACCCCAGCAGGCGGGGUAGCUAUUUUACGAUGCUUCGCAACUGGAUAUCCAGCUCCAACUAUUACUUGGAAUUUCGGAACAGUUACCAUUAACACAAACCAAGGAAGGUUUAUUCUUACAUCGAAUGGAGAUCUAACAAUAGUCCAGGUGCAUAGAUCAGAUAGUGGAACAUAUGUAUGUAUUGCAGAUAAUGGUUUGGGUGAACCUGUCCAACGUGAGGUUAAUCUUGAAGUUGAAGCACCUGCUUCAGCUGUUAUAAGACGUGAUCCAUCUAAUACAUAUAUUGCUGGGUCAGAAAUAGUAUUAUUGUGUGAUGUAGAUGGCGUACCAACACCAAAUGUAACAUGGUUUAAGAAUGGUAUUCCUAUUGAAGCUCCAUCAAGUAAAUAUGAAAUUACAGAAAUUCCUCAUAGAUUAGUUAUUUUUGAUGUACAAAGAGAUGAUACUGGAAGGUAUGCAUGUGAAGCUAGAAAUUCAUUCAGUUAUAAUAGAAAUGAAGAAACUGUAACUGUAGAAUCAACUAUUUAUGUUCAUCCAGAUUGUGUCGAUAAUCCAUAUUUUGCUAAUUGUGCUCUUAUCGUUAAAGGAAAUUAUUGUUCUAAUCGUUAUUAUAGUAAAUUCUGUUGUAGAUCUUGUACAUUAGCUGGUCAAUUAAAUGGACAUCCGAAUGCGCUUUAAGAAUAAUAAAAAAUUUAUUUUUUUUUUUGUAUAAAAAUAAAAAAAAAAAAUAAAUGAUUACAAAAUUAUAAAAAGCGAUUUAUUUUCGUUUUUUUUUUUUUGUUCUAUUUCUCUAUUUUAAAUUUAGUUCUUUUCGAAAAUAAAAAAAUUAUGACGAUUUUUAUUGUAAAAAUAGAAAUUUCUUUAAAAUUAAGUUAAACGAAUUUGUAAUAAUCAACAAAAACAAAAAAAAAACCCUUAAUUCAAUUAAUUAUUUUAAAAACAAUAUUUAGAGGCGGAACAUUAUAGAGAAAAAAAAUUUUUUAGAAAAAAGAAACUAUUAUACAAUAUAAAAAGUUCUUUAUAAAUAAUUUGUUUUUUAAAAUAAUUUAUUUAAUUUAAAUUUUAAAAAUAUCAAGAAAAUUACAAGAAAUUUAAUAUAAAAUAUAAAUAUAAAUGAUUUAAUAUUUUUAGAAUUUCUAAAAAUUUCAAUUAAAUAAAAAUAAAAUAAUUUUUUUUUUUAUAAUUACUACCUUUUUGCGUUCAUUUCUC
Condylostylus longicornis is the source of this 8565-nucleotide messenger RNA. RefSeq names its product papilin (gene Ppn). Gene Ontology annotation, molecular function: serine-type endopeptidase inhibitor activity; metalloendopeptidase activity. The record is from RefSeq and is a predicted model, not a curated record. Gene Ontology annotation, biological process: extracellular matrix organization. The transcript has 19 exons. The coding region runs from base 424 to 8034 and encodes 2536 amino acids. Lineage: Eukaryota; Metazoa; Arthropoda; Insecta; Diptera; Dolichopodidae. Gene Ontology annotation, cellular component: extracellular region; extracellular matrix.